AUGAAGCGAAAGUUGUCUGCUCAGGCUCUGGAUCCCAGAACAGCGGAUGAAGCAACAGAGGCCGGCGUUGAGAUUGUUGACGACGAGGAUCUCUGCCCAAUAUGUGUUGCACUGAUCUAUGCGCCGGUGAAGACACACUGUGGGCACACAAUGUGCGCAGAAUGCAUGGAAAAGUGGGCUGAAGUAUCGAUUACUCGGCAGAUGGAAGUCGUUGGACUCGACGACGCGCCUAUGACACUCUUGCCCAGCGAAAUACAGAGCGCUUGUCCCAUGUGUCGGACCUUGACUAGGGCAAGCGCAGAUCAGAGGCGGGAAGGUGCGCUUCGCGCAAAGUACCCUGGCACUUACCGUCAACGACAGGCUGAGGCGCGUACCGUUACUGACGAUGCUUCUGAGAGCAUCGAGACUCUCACGCUCUACAUCGGUAACACGCACUCACUGGUGAGAUCGGAGAUGCAAUCCAAAAACACCCACAACUGGACGUUUUUUGUUCGUCCCUCUCGUACAGAUAUCAUAGAGGAGGUGCAGAUAUUUCUGGUGUUCAAGCAUCCUACAUUUAGGAAACCGCGUGUUAUUGUCCAAUUCCCACCCUACGAAAUACAUAGGCUUGGUUGGGGCACCUUCUCCAUCUAUGCAAAUGUAAUUCUGAAGGCAGGGUACAAAUGGAUGAGCACGGAGGCGGAGGAUACUGCAGAUGGGCAGCAACAGGGUAAGCUUCCGCUGGAGUGGUAUCUAGACUUCAGCUCCCGUGGCAGUCAAGGACGCUGGCGGUUAAAGGUCAAGAAGGAGAAGGAGAAUCAAGAGAUUGAAGAUGCUGCGCAACGUGAGUCGGUUAUGCGAAGCUGGCGGCGACAGAGAGAACUGGAUCCUGAUUGGAUCAACCCUGAAAGUCCGUGA
Cyphellophora attinorum is the source of this 897-nucleotide messenger RNA. RefSeq lists its product as uncharacterized. NCBI's taxonomy places the organism in Eukaryota, Fungi, Ascomycota, Eurotiomycetes, Chaetothyriales, Cyphellophoraceae. Gene Ontology annotation, biological process: proteasome-mediated ubiquitin-dependent protein catabolic process; regulation of DNA-templated transcription. The coding region runs from base 1 to 897 and encodes 298 amino acids. The transcript has 3 exons. Gene Ontology annotation, molecular function: metal ion binding; ubiquitin protein ligase activity. The record is from RefSeq and is a predicted model, not a curated record.